Molecule: messenger RNA, 272 nt
Organism: Gregarina niphandrodes
Lineage: Eukaryota; Apicomplexa; Conoidasida; Eugregarinorida; Gregarinidae
Exons: 1
Source: RefSeq, a predicted model, not a curated record
AUGGGAGGUGAGCGGCGAUUUUUGAGAAAAUCGACGAAGGGACGGCUCAGACGAUCGGCGGCUUCGGCGAGUCUGGAGGAGGUUACACAUCGUGGGGCAGGGGCCUCGAUAACCCCUUCGCCCACUAUGACCACCCCCUCCAUCAUGACCACCCCCUCCAUCAUGACCGCCUCGUCCUCUACGACCGCCUCGUCCUCUACGAGUUUGGGGGCGGCGUCGCAGCGUCGGUGUGCGGCAGGGAUCUCGACGACUGCCCCGCCUACCUCGACCUU